AAAACACUCGACCACGUUCUCAAGUUGCGUGCGGCGCAAAUCCUUUCGAAGAAGUGUGUGUUAUGUACACGGACGAUGGCGACGACAGCGGCGAUCUCUUUAAAAAGGACUUCAAGUACUACAAAAGGAAAGCCGUGCGACCCGACUUGUCCAACGUGAUUGAUUUUGAGAGGCCCGAUGAAUUUCCCGUCAAAGUGCACGCGCGGUUGCAGACGACGCCGGACUGCAGCGAAGUCGGCCUCGUCGACGAGGGCGAGUUACGGUGUUACUCGGUGCCUGCUAAUCGGGGUCUCUUAGUGAUACCCAAUCCUUUCACGCCGCGCGGCCAACGCCAGUGGGUGAGCCGAACUCUGCGUUCGUACCCGCAACCGCCGAACUGCACCAAUCUGAAAGCGUUGAAGCCGCCGGACGUGUUUCCCGCGUCGCCGCAACGCGACGACUUCUACAAGAACCUCCGUUGGGUCACGCUAGGCCUGCACCACGACUGGGACUCCAAGGUGUACGACCUCGAAAACGCGACCGCCUUUCCGAGCUGCCUCAGCGCGUUGGCCAAGAAGCUCGCGACGUUGCUCGGUCACACGGGAUUUGAACCCGAAGCCGCUAUCGUCAACUACUACGCCAUGAACUCGACUUUGAGCGGUCACGUCGACCGUUCCGAAUUCGACCUCAGUUCGCCCCUGUUUUCGGUGAGUUUUGGACAGACAGCAGUGUUCCUCAUCGGCGGGGCGACCAAAGACGUCAAGCCGACGGCCAUGUUUCUGAAGAGCGGUGACGUCGUCGUGAUGACGGGCGAAUCCAGACUGGCGUACCACGCCGUACCGCUGGUGCUCCCACGCGAGGACGGCGGCAUGCCAUGGAACUACGCUGCGGAGAUGCGCGGCGGUGAUGACGCAGAUGGUGACUGGGGCGCCGAGGCCGAAUAUUUGGCAAAUCACAGAAUCAAUUUGAACGUGAGGCAGGUGUUCGAGAAGAGCUGACGGGUCGCCGGCGGGCGCAUUUAGGUCUUUGAUACACGGCUACUUUUGUACAUGGUGCCUCGAUAGUGCAGAUAAGCACUGGCAUGUGGUACUAACUGGCACCAUAUCUGCACCUGCCCCAAGCUCAAGUUUUACCAUGUACAACAGGGACCCAGAGUAUAGAUGGCUUGCAUUGACGUCACUGAAACCGCCAUGUUGGAGCACCAGCAUGGGGGGACGUGACAUUUGCGAAGUCACAUUAAUGUUAUCGAAACAUCGCAUGCAGGUUCUUUCGUUAUCAGGGGCGUAGCCAGAAAUUUUUUUC
Messenger RNA from Rhipicephalus sanguineus (brown dog tick), 1281 nucleotides. It is a transcript of the gene AlkB, whose product is annotated as nucleic acid dioxygenase ALKBH1. The record is from RefSeq and is a predicted model, not a curated record. Gene Ontology annotation, biological process: oxidative RNA demethylation. The coding region runs from base 63 to 977 and encodes 304 amino acids. Lineage: Eukaryota; Metazoa; Arthropoda; Arachnida; Ixodida; Ixodidae. The transcript has a single exon. Gene Ontology annotation, cellular component: nucleus; cytoplasm. Gene Ontology annotation, molecular function: ferrous iron binding; broad specificity oxidative DNA demethylase activity; oxidative RNA demethylase activity.